Pestalotiopsis fici W106-1 is the source of this 1416-nucleotide messenger RNA. RefSeq lists its product as uncharacterized. The transcript is spliced from 3 exons. Bases 1 to 1416 code for a protein of 471 amino acids. The record is from RefSeq and is a predicted model, not a curated record. Gene Ontology annotation, molecular function: UDP-galactose transmembrane transporter activity. Gene Ontology annotation, cellular component: Golgi membrane. NCBI's taxonomy places the organism in Eukaryota, Fungi, Ascomycota, Sordariomycetes, Amphisphaeriales, Sporocadaceae. Gene Ontology annotation, biological process: pyrimidine nucleotide-sugar transmembrane transport.
AUGGGCUUGCUGGACUUCCCACCGGCCAAGGGGUCGCCGACCUUGUUGGGCAUGCCCAUGAAGCAGGUCUCGCUCAUUACUUUGACCUUCGAGAACUCGGCCUUGAUAUUGCUGAUGCACUACUCGCGAAUGAUGAAACCCAAUGGCGACCACCGAUACUUUACCUCGACCGCCGUUUUCCUGACCGAAGUCAUCAAGCUUGCCAUUUCGCUCACAUUCGCCAUCUACGAAGUCUCGAGGAGUUUGGCACCUUCAACACCCGCCACAGUCCUCUUCACGCAUAUUUACAAGGCCGUGUUUUCGGGCGAUGGAUGGAAGCUGGCAAUACCAGCCGCGCUCUACACCCUGCAGAAUACGCUGCAAUAUGUGGCAAUUGGCAAUCUGGACCCGAUCCAUUUCCAGAUUCUGUACCAGCUCAAGAUAUUGACGACGGCACUUUUUACAGUUACCAUGCUUGGUCGAUCUCUGUCGCCGAAGCGCUGGUUUGCCCUCCUCUUAUUGACAUUUGGUGUCUCCAUUGUCUCCAUUCCGUCGACGGGAUCCAAGGAUGGCUCGUUCCUGAUCCAUGAUAUGAGCGACCACUUCUUCCCUCGAUCUGCACACGAGCUUGGUCAGAUGGCGAAUGGAGUAAGCGAGGCCGCCAGGGAGUUGACCAAGCGCACAAUUGAUGGCCUCUCGGACGCGGGAGAUGCCUUGAUGAAGCGCUCUGCCACCUACGCAGGAAUCGAGGAGGACCAGAGUAUGACCCCAAUCAUGAACUACUCCGUUGGCCUCUCCGCCGUCUUGGUCGCAGCAGCAGUCUCGGGCUUGACUGGCGUGUACUUUGAAAAGGUGCUCAAGGAUCCUGCGGCAGUCGCCUCUGUUUGGAUCCGUAACAUACAGCUGUCAUUCUAUUCUCUCUUCCCAGCGCUGUUUAUUGGCAUCAUCUUCAAGGAUGGCCAAGAGAUCGCGACGCAUGGAUUCUUCGAUGGAUACAACUGGGUUGUGUGGACUUUGAUCUUGCUCCAGGCAUUUGGUGGUGUGCUUGCAUCCUUAUGCAUCAACUAUGCGGACAACAUUGCCAAGAACUUUGCGACCAGCAUCAGCAUCGUAGUCAGCCUGCUCUUUAGUGUUGCAUUUUUCAAUGUUCAGGUCUCCAUCAUGUUCCUGAUCGGCACAGUACUGGUUCUGACCUCGACCUACUUGUACACGGGUCCAGAUCGGAAGCGUGGCCGACCACCGCCAAUCAACAUUGCCACCUACGAGAAGACUACCAUUGAUCCAAUGAACACACCAAGACCAUCGGGCGACAGGCUGACGGUCCCUAAUCCCAUGGAAUCGGCAAAGUCAUUGGGGCUGUCUACGUCACGGCCCUCAUCACCACUGCGGCACCAUGUGCGACAGCCGUCGCCGCGAGACAAGAAUUGGGAUGAGUAG